AUGCAGCUGCGCCAGCUGCUUUUGGCCUUAGCAGCCCUCUCACUAGUGCAACAUUGCUUUCUUGGCCCUGGUCACAUCGAGGCGCCCCGAGCCCGGCUCGUACCGCGCCGGGCGGCGCCGCCCGUCGAGCUGGCUUCGGAGUUCCUGGCAGGAUGGGAGAGGCAGGAGAUGGCCCAGAAGAAGGCGGGCGCGGCCCCGGCAGGGCUGACGCCUCCAAAAGACAUUAGCGAGGCCGAGGAGCUGAGGUCUGCGAUACAGACGCUGGCGAAGUCCAAGAGCAUGCAGAGCUUGAGGCUGGGCAUCAUGGCCCCCUCGGGGGAGGCUGCGCUGACCGCCAUGCAGAACUGGGUGGAAGGCCUGGAGCUCGAUAGCCCGGCCGAUGGAGUGAUGGCGGUGGACGACGAAAACUCGCCCUUGGACAUGUCCGAGAUCGCCUCGGGGCCUGUGUACCUCAAGUACCAGUACAGCUUCGGAGAUCCCGCAAAUCGAGCUGACAACGGCAACCCCUCCAAAGAGAGCGCAAUCCCGAAGGUGGGUGCCUACAUGAAGAGCUACCCAUUUCCCGGGCGAGGCGUGUUGUUCAAUCCCGAGCUCGGUGACGGGGAGAUGCGAAUGUACGGCGACUUCCCCUUGGCCUUGUUCGGCUGGCCGACGGACGCGCUCUGUAUUCACAUGCCCCGGAUGCUGGAUGUGAAGACCCUGCUGGCCAAAGCGGUCGGCGUGAUGUUCAGCGUGGGGGCCGGCCUGCCUUGCGGCAAGGAAGGGCCGAUGAUCCACAGCGGCGCCAUUUGCGGCUCGCUGACCUCUCGGGUGUUUUGGACAAACCGCCUGCGGCCGAUAAACAUGGACAAGGAGCAGCGGGAUCUUGUGACUGCUGGUGCGGCAGCGGGCGUCUCCGCCGCCUUCAGCGCCCCAGUGGGUGGUGUCCUCUUUGCUAUCGAGGAGGGUGCCACGCACAUGAGCGUGGACAUCAUGCUGAAAACCUUUGUUGCUGCUGCCUGCGCUGCCCUGGUCGUGCGAUUCUUCCACUCCGGCUUCGACACGGGUCUUUGGGGGAUGCUGGGCUCGGCGGUGCCCCUGGAGUUCGGUGCGCUGCCGGACCUCCGCUACUCCAUUUGGGAGCUUCCCUUGUUUGCCUUAGUCGGAAUUCUCGGCGGCUUGAUGGGGGCACUGUACAACUGGCUCAACGUGAAGCUCACGAGAGUCAGGGUCGUGCUGAAGGGCUUGGGUGCGAGAUGGGUUCGCGCCAAAGGGUCCGCGACUGGCCGGGUUUCGAAGAAGUCCCCGACAGAGCCACAACAGGUGGUCCAGGUCGAGAUGGGGCAACUGGCUGCUUUGCUAGAGGAAACAGGGCAGAAGAUUAUGAAAGCACAGCACGAGCACCUUGAAGCUCGAAUGGGGGCCCUGGAAGAGCUCACGGGCAAGAGAAUGGCUUCAGCAGAAAGCCGGAUCGGCAGCAUGGAAGGCAAGAUGGAAUCAGUUGAAGCUCGCCUGGAGGAGAUCACCAAACAGCUCCAGCAACGACCAGAGGGUUCGUCGACUACACAAGGACCUGACAGGCGCUUCACGCUGGUGUAUGGGGGUUGGCAGAGGGACAGCAGACGGGACGACAUUCUCCAUCAGCUCCAAAAAAGCCUGGAUACACUGGGUGUGUGGGAGGCGAUUGAUUUUCCCCCCUUUACUACCGGACCGAGGCGGAGCACGGCUCUGAGUGUGUUCGCGGUACGAGGCCAAGAGACGGAGUACGAGGUCAAAAGGCGCAUGCACUCAGUGGUCAAAGCCCUGGCGGAGCACGAGGUGAAGCUGCCAGGGGGUAAAAGACUCUUCGCCACCUUUGCUAAGAGCAAGGCUGAAAGGAUUGUCAGUGGACAUGCUGCCUGGAUCAAACGCAUGGUGGUUGAGGUAUGUGGAGUGGAUGCCGGUCGUCGUCUGGACAUGGAAUAUGCCACAGGUAGUGUCUGGGUCGGCAACAGCUUUGUGGCGAGUGCCAAGACACCGCAUCCACCAGGCAUCGCCAACCAGGAACUCGAGUGGGAUGAGGACCAUAGCUCUCACUGGAUUCACGUUGGUGGGCUCUCCCGGGAGCUUGGUGUUUCGGCGGAGGAAGUGCGCAGAGGGUUGGAGGAGUUGACGUGGGCAUUGGCCCAGGGCAAGUGUGGGAAAGCUGUGGGCACGGAUGGCACCAGCCAUGAGCUGCUCUUGGGCCUGUCGGAAACCCCGGGGGGCAAAGAGGCGAUGCUGUCCUUUUUCAAUGGUGUCUAUCGAACAGCUAACAUUCCGGAAGACUGGGGCCCCCUCUUUCCAGGGUUACCAGUGCAGGAAUUGCUCUUUAUGGAUGACGGUUGUGUAUGGGACAGAAGUGCUAUGGGACUGGGCAGGAAAUUGCAGGAGUGGUCGACCGAACUGGCAAAGGGGAACAAACAAGUUGCAGUGGAUGGUAUAUCGGUGCCUGAAGUGCCAGUGUUCGAGGUUAUGGGAGUCCCUUUCUUUGUGGGAGUGAAUGCGCUGGUCCACCUGCUGGUUGGAACGCUGGUGGAACUUCGCAGGCCACAGGGCUAG
Symbiodinium sp. CCMP2592 is the source of this 2559-nucleotide messenger RNA. Lineage: Eukaryota; Dinophyceae; Suessiales; Symbiodiniaceae. The record is from the annotation of a GenBank genome assembly.